AUGUCAGAGAGUCUGGGGUCUUGCUGGUCUGGAAAUGGAUCUGUCAGUGUGUUUGCCUGUUUGCUACAUGUCUGGGAGGAGUGGGCGGGUUGGGGAAACAUGGAGGACUACCUCAGCUUCGUCGAGUAUCUGCUAUGGGUCUUUACCCCCCUCGUCGUCGUCUUCGUCCUGCCCUUCCUCAUCGUCAUCCUCCUUUACCUGUCCAUUCUCUUCCUGCACGUGUACAAACGGAAGAACCAGCUGAGAGAGGCGUAUUCCAACAACCUGUGGGACGGAGCGAGGAAAACCCUGGCGACUCUCUGGGAUGGACACGGUGCCAUAUGGCAUGGUUAUGAAAUACACGGUUUAGAGAAGAUUCCGGAUGAAGGACCCGCUCUGAUAGUCUACUAUCACGGGGCUAUUCCUAUUGACUAUUACUACUUCCUGGCAAGCGUGAUCAUUCAGAAGGGACGGACGUGUCACUCUGUCGCUGAUCAUUUCCUUUUCAAGGUCCCAGGGUUUAAACUGCUGCUGGAGGUGUUUAGUGUGAUCCAUGGACCCCAGGAGGAGUGUGUGAAGGCUUUGAAGAAUGGUCAUCUCCUGGGUAUCUCACCUGGAGGUGUACGGGAAGCCCUCUUCAGCGAUGAGACCUACCCCCUGCUAUGGGGCAAGCGCAAAGGCUUCGCACAAGUUGCCAUUGACUCGAAAGUGCCAAUUAUUCCCAUGUUUACACAAAAUGUCAGGGAGGGGUUCCGCUCUUUGGGAACGCUGAGGUUCUUCCGAUGGGUCUAUGAAAGGUUUCGGCUGCCCAUUGCGCCUAUAUAUGGAGGGUUUCCCGUCAAAUUCCGCACAUACUUAGGUGACCCCAUUCCAUAUGACCCUAAACUGAGCGCAGUAGAAUUGGCCGAAAAGGUGCAGCAGGCGGUUCAAGCCCUUAUCGACAGACACCAGAAAAUCCCUGGCAGUAUUCUCAGGGCGCUGUUAGAGAGGUUCCAGAGGAGCCGGAAAGCCGACUAA
Molecule: messenger RNA, 996 nt
Organism: Chanos chanos (milkfish)
Lineage: Eukaryota; Metazoa; Chordata; Actinopteri; Gonorynchiformes; Chanidae
Gene: tmem68
Product: transmembrane protein 68
Exons: 6
Coding region: 1-996 (331 amino acids)
Cellular component (GO): membrane
Molecular function (GO): acyltransferase activity
Source: RefSeq, a predicted model, not a curated record